AUGCAGUCGACUUCCUUCUUGCCCUUAACGCUUCCUUGCCACCCCACCUUCUCUCGCUCCAUGAAUCCGAUGAAGAAAGCGACAGCCAGGAAACCCAAUGUGAGGGUUUUCGCGUCGAGGAGAGAAGAGGACUACCAUCAGGACAGGUACUCGGGCGGCCAUCUGGUGGACCGGGACAUGAUCGUGCUCCGGAAACGGAUCCACGAGAUGAGCAUGGCGGAGCAGGGCCAUGAGCCGCCCCCCGAGUGGAUGGGCUGGGAGAAGCGCUGCUACGCAAGCUACAACUCCAUCAUCUGUGAAACCGUGGGGUUCCUGCAGUUUCAGAUGAUGACCACUAGGCCCAGGGUUGUUCUUGGAGUGGCGGCUUUGGUGGCGCUCAGUGUGCCGACGUCCUCGGCGUUGGUCUUGUUCCGUCUGGCUGAGAUGGUCGGAGAGAUCUUGGCAAGAUAUCAUCUCGGCGGCCAGUAA
Eucalyptus grandis is the source of this 468-nucleotide messenger RNA. RefSeq lists its product as uncharacterized. Lineage: Eukaryota; Viridiplantae; Streptophyta; Magnoliopsida; Myrtales; Myrtaceae. Bases 1 to 468 code for a protein of 155 amino acids. The record is from RefSeq and is a predicted model, not a curated record. The transcript has a single exon.